Molecule: messenger RNA, 4249 nt
Organism: Eublepharis macularius
Lineage: Eukaryota; Metazoa; Chordata; Lepidosauria; Squamata; Eublepharidae
Exons: 19
Coding region: 145-2250 (701 amino acids)
Molecular function (GO): pseudouridylate synthase activity; kinase activity
Source: RefSeq, a predicted model, not a curated record
GCUACCUGAACCCAGCUUCUGCCAGGAUCAAACUCAGGUCGUGAGCAGAAAUUGGCCUGCAGUACUGCUGCUUACCACUCUGCCUCAUGGUUCUCAUGGUCUAGCUGUUCAUUCGUUGGCCCUAUCAGACAAGGAAUAAUCGGGAUGCCUAUUUGUAUCUUGGGUGCCCAUACAACUUUGAUGGCUUGUUGUACCCUCCAAGUAAGAAGAGCUUUACACAAUGUUGGCUUCAAAGUUCACCCCUUUGUAAAGGAAGCUCUGGACAAUGGGCGGCCCGUCGUUGCUUUGGAGAGCACCAUUAUUACCCACGGCAUGCCGUAUCCCCACAAUCUGAGCACGGCCAGAGAGGUAGAAGACAUGGUAAGAAGGAAUGGUGUUGUGCCAGCCACUAUAGGCAUUCUAAAUGGAUGUAUCCACGUGGGCCUCCAGAACGAUGAACUUGAGAUUCUGGCAAAGAGGAAAAAUGUAGUGAAGGCAUCUCGAAGAGACUUUCCCUAUGUUCUGAGUCAGGGCUUAUCUGGUGGUACUACUGUGGCAGGAACUAUGUUUGUGGCGCACAAAGCUGGCAUCCCUGUGUUUGUGACAGGAGGAAUUGGAGGGGUCCACCGUGGAGGAGAGAAGACUUUAGAUGUGAGUGCUGAUCUGACGGAGUUAGGCCGUACUCCUGUUGCUGUGAUUUCUGCGGGUGUCAAGUCUAUACUGGAUAUUGGUAGGACACUGGAAUAUUUGGAAACACAAGGUGUCUGCGUGGCCACUCUUGGAGACUCUAAAGAGUUCCCAGCCUUCUUUGCCCGUCAAAGUGGCUUCCAGGCACCCUAUCAGGUACAAAGCGAGGAGGAUGCCGCUAAACUGAUUGCCAGGGCAUUGACCUUGCCGCUGGGCAGUGGAGUGCUGAUCGCCGUGCCCUGCCCAGAGGAACAGGCCGCUUCAGGGCAGCUAAUUGAGGAAGCCAUCCAGCAGGCUUUGAGGGAGUCUAGAGAAAGAAGGAUCACAGGAAAGGAGCUCACACCCUUCUUGCUGCAGAGGGUGAACGAACUGUCUAGUGGAAAGUCCUUGAAUUCUAACAUCGCUUUGAUCAAGAACAAUGCCAGUGUGGGCAGCCGAAUAGCCGUGGCCCUGAAUAAGAUCCAGAAGGCCCAAUGGAGGGGAGAUGGCCUAUCUCAGAGUGACAAAGCACUUCCUGCUCCAAGACCAGUGGUGAUUGGUGGCAUCAAUGUUGAUUUCAUAGCCAAGGCGAAAGGUUCAGCUAUAGUGGAUGGAGGACAGACAAACCCAUCAACUGUGAGACAAUCUUUUGGCGGAGUGGGGAGAAACUUGGCAGAUUGCUUAAGUCGCCUUGGGAAGGCUCCUGUCUUCAUCUCGGCAAUGGGGAAGGAUGAACAUUCCGAGUCUGUCCUGCGAUACUGCAGGCAUAUGGAUAUGAGAGGAGUCUAUCAGCUGGAUGGACACAACACAGCCACUUAUUGUGCGGUAAUCACAGGCAGCGGAGAGCUCAAACUUGGCUUGGGAGACAUGGAGAUUCACCAGCAGAUAACAGAGCAACGUGUGUCUAGAUUCAAGGGGAGUCUCUGCCUGGCCCCACUGGUGUGUAUUGAUGGGAACGUACCAGUUUCCACCAUUCAGUAUGUCUGUCAGUUUGCCAAAGAACACCAUUUAGCAGUGUAUUAUGAGCCAACAGAUGUGGACAAGGCGUCUAAGCCGUUCUUUUCAGACAGCUGGAGAGCCCUGGCAUGUGUCUCUCCUAAUCUACGGGAACUCAGAGCAAUCAGUCGGACCCUGGGAUAUCCUGUACCAGCAGAUCUGCCCUCCAAGCCGGAAGAUGUUAUUGAGACUGCCUUGGCCCUUGUCCUCCCUUUACUAAGAGAGUUGCACUGUGUGGUGGUAACACUCGGUCAACAUGGCGUCCUAGUUUGUGGCCAGAGCAUGGACGGGAGUGUCUCUCUUCAUCCUGGAGCUUGCAGCAAGACCACUGCAAGCGAGCUGUGUGCCACUCACUACCCACCGAUCCCAGUCCCUGUGGAGGAGAUAGUGAACGUCUCUGGAGCAGGUGACAGUUUAAUGGCCGGAAUAAUUGCUGGGCUGCUUGCUGGUGAGGGCACCAAUGUCUGUGUCCGAAUGGGCCUCUUAGCCGCCAGCCUCUCCCUCUGUUCUUACGAGCCUAUUUCUCCAGCGAUCAAUGGCACCAGUGUGAGUGUGGAACAGGUCCAGGCUCUGAGGUGGCCGGGAACAAAGACAUGGAAGCUGUCUUAGGCCUUCUGAUUGAGGACUCCCACUUCUGUGGCACUUGGAAAAGGUGGAUUCUUUUAUCCAACAUGGGCCUCUUUUUGCAGUUCAACACGGUGGGGUCUGUGAUCAUAGCAAAGGAAACAGCUGACUUAUCUUCUUUUCCUUCCCUUCUUCUGUGGACUCUGCACUAUGUGCCUCCAUGUGUAUAUGGCAAUACUACACUAAAAGAAAACCUAAAUUCUGCAUGAAGGCUGCAUCCACACAUCAAUUAACAAUCUUGUCGACAAAGGAAAAUCCUGUUGCAAGUGCUUGUUAUAUUGCAAUGUUAAAUACAAUAUCCAGCCGUGUCCCAAGGCUAAAAUGGGUAGCUGUAUUAGUCUGUUGCAGCAAACAUAGCAGGGAGCCUUGUGGCAUUUUUAAAAUAAUCAGAUUUUUUUUUUUAGUCUAAGUUUUCACUUUGACCUUUUCCAAAUGGAUUAUUUGCUCUAGGAUCAAUGCUGUUGGGACGUAGGUCUUUUCCUCCACAUUUUCACAGCCUCGUGAUGUAUCCAUGGACCUCCCAGGUUUUCCAUGACUUUUCUCCAAUCUUUCCCAAACCUGCUUCACGGUGAAAUUUUGGAAGGAUCACAGUAAAGUCUAGAUGGCUGCCACACGGGCAGGAAAAUCGAGAUUAUUCUGGUCCCUCCCACGUGGCAACCAUUUCCCUUUCCCCAGUCCUUGCAGCAGCCGCUGAGGGGCUUCUUCAAAAAUGGUAAUUGACCAUAACAAGCAAAACUAUAUUGCUAUAUCAGUUACUGGUUUAAAAAUCCUCCAAAAAGCCAUUUGCUGGCAUGGAGGGACUGGGGCAGGGAAAAUGUGGAGAGGCCCUCCCCUUUCCCUCCUUUCUUUGCCGGCCGGCCGGCAACAAUAUUCCCUUAAUUUUUUUUUAAAACCGGGCGCCAUUCGCGUAGUCGCACGUUUGUGCACAUCGAACUGCGCAAAUGUGCACAAACGCACAAAAGUGCACAAAAGUCAAUGCUGCAUAUUCGCAUACCUGUACGUUUGCGCAUUUGCGCAAAACACGUAAAAAAAAAUUUAAAAACCCGAAAUGCGAACCAAUGAAGGCCCCUGACGUCAACUGUGACGGAGAGGAAACAACCAAUCCCGGGUACCUCAGUUGGCCGUGCGAACAUCCGGAAGCGGCACGGCACGGCACGCUGCGAGACAAAGCGGAUGGAGACGAAAGUGAACGCGUGGCCGGUAAGCGAUUAUUUCCGCAGUAAAACAGCAAUUUCUGGCCAUUGGCAGCCACAGAAACAAUGGCGCUUCCGAAGGAAACCACUACCAUGUGGAACAGCCUUUGGCCAGAUGCAUAUCAUGGAUUUUCAGUCAGCAGAAUGUAUAUAUAGUAUAUUAUAUACACACCUGGGUGGGGGAAAUUGUGAUUAGCGGGUUGAAGGCUCUCACUCUCCUGGCUUUCCGCAAAUGAUGCAAAACCCAAUUAUUCAAGAGAGCUUGUUAUUCUGGAGGGCUGUAUGGAAAGGAAGUGGUCCCAAAGAGAUGUAUAAGUAAAGGGAUGGGGACUAUAGACUUUACUUCUAUGUACUGUCUGUUGUUAUAAGUACGAUCCUACAGGAUAGUUUAUAUGUUGUUUAAUAUGGCUGAUUCCGCACACAUUGGAUAAUGCACUUUCAAUGCACUUUAUCAAUCGUUUGAGGUGGAUUUUUUGUUCCGUACAUGAAAAAAUCCAUUCCAAAUGAUCUAGAAUGAUUGGAAGUGCAUUAUCCAACGUGUGCGGAAUCAGCCCAUGUCAGAAUUGUUUAUGCUCUGUUAGCAUUUCUUCAACUCUGUAGUAAAUUCCAGCUAGUUUUAAAGCUUUGCAAAUUUGCGUUUAUAUACCCAAUGACAUUGUUUAUUGAAAUGACUUGGAAAUUUAUACUGACUCACACUGUGUAAGCUACCUUGAGUCUCAAUGAGAACAAUGGAUUAUAAAUAACAUAAAUAAAUAUAAUAAUAAUAAAAUAAAUAAAAGGCCAUGAAAUUC